Messenger RNA from Meloidogyne enterolobii, 396 nucleotides. The record is from the annotation of a GenBank genome assembly. Lineage: Eukaryota; Metazoa; Nematoda; Chromadorea; Rhabditida; Meloidogynidae.
AUGAUUGCGAGGGCGGGUCGAUAUAAUCGAAAUGAAUCAAAUCGUUUAUUUCCAUUUUUUUCAGCUGUAGGAAAACAUUUGCCAAAUUUACUCGUUGUAUCUCUGGUACCGUCUGUUUUUUCUACUUUCAAAAUAUUCAUGAGUAUAUAGUCGGUAGCAUAUACAAUAAUUUGUUUUCCCCGCUCUCCCAGCCCUUUUUACUUCUGAAGCCUUUGAUAUUGGCGAUAAAAUGAGUCUAUCGACUUAUCUUAUUUAUUUUUGCAAAACCACAAUCUAUAAUAAAUAUUAUGUUGUCAAGCAUAACUGAAUUUCCGAAAUAUUUGUUGAUACUAUACAUCUUCGGUAUAUGCCGCUUUGGUUGUCAUAUUCUGGCGUUUCAAACUCUUUUGAUUGUUA